Labrus mixtus (cuckoo wrasse) is the source of this 10374-nucleotide messenger RNA. RefSeq names its product voltage-dependent R-type calcium channel subunit alpha-1E (gene cacna1ea). Gene Ontology annotation, molecular function: high voltage-gated calcium channel activity. The record is from RefSeq and is a predicted model, not a curated record. Lineage: Eukaryota; Metazoa; Chordata; Actinopteri; Labriformes; Labridae. Gene Ontology annotation, cellular component: voltage-gated calcium channel complex; membrane; neuronal cell body. The transcript is spliced from 46 exons. Gene Ontology annotation, biological process: chemical synaptic transmission; calcium ion import across plasma membrane. Bases 255 to 7112 code for a protein of 2285 amino acids.
UGGGGAUUGGACGUGCUUCUUUGAUUUGGCUUCACGGUGGACUGACUGGAGAAAAAAUAAUAUUUCGUACCGAUUUUUGAGUCGGUGAACUAUGACUUGGGGUAUUUUUUGCAAGUAAAACUGGUGAUGGACGCUAACUGAUCGGGAUCUUGCCCCUUGCUUCCCUCGAACCGAGCGCAACACCGCGCCCUGCUUAGGAGAGUAUAACCUCCUUUCUCUCCCCUGUCCCCCUUUCCUUCCUCCCCUUUGACAGAAUGGCCCGGUUUGGAGACGACGUCCCGGGCUUGUUGAGCUCUGGGGAUGGAGGGUCCGAGCGCAACCGGACCCGCGAUGGAGCGGCCGUUUCCACAGGUGGGAUCUCCCCAGCCUUCAAGCAGACCAAAGCGCAGCGAGCCCGCACCAUGGCCCUGUACAAUCCCAUACCGGUCAGGGAGAACUGCUUCACGGUCAACAGGUCCCUCUUCAUCUUCGGCGAGGACAACGUGGUCAGGAAGUAUGCCAAGAAAAUCACUGAAUGGCCUCCGUUUGAGUACAUGAUCCUCACCACCAUCAUCGCCAACUGUAUCGUCCUGGCUCUUGAGCAGCACCUUCCUGGAGAGGACAAAACCCCAAUGUCCAAAAGGCUGGAGAAGACUGAGCCCUACUUCAUCGGUAUGUUCUGUUUAGAGGCUGGAAUAAAGAUAAUCGCUCUGGGCUUCGUAUUUCAUAAAGGCUCCUACCUCAGGAAUGGAUGGAACGUCAUGGACUUCAUUGUGGUCCUCAGUGGGAUCCUGGCAGCAGCAGGAGCACAUAUGAACAUCUCAGUUGACCUGAGGACCCUGAGGGCCGUACGAGUGCUCCGACCCCUCAAACUGGUCUCAGGCAUCCCCAGUCUGCAGAUUGUCUUGAAGUCUAUAAUGAAGGCCAUGGUUCCUCUGCUGCAAAUCGGCCUUCUGCUCUUUUUUGCAAUCCUCAUGUUCGCCAUCAUUGGCCUGGAGUUUUACAGCGGCAAACUGCACCAUACCUGCCAGCCACAGCCCGGAAUACUAGAAAAUGAGACGGUGGACUCCUCUGAGGUGGAGUUCCCGUGUGGCAUUCGUCAAUGUCCGCCUAAAUACACCUGCAACGAUAACUGGAUCGGCCCGAAUGACGGCAUCACGCAGUUUGACAACAUCCUGUUUGCUGUUCUCACAGUCUUCCAGUGCAUCACCAUGGAGGGGUGGACAACCGUACUCUACAAUGCUGAUGAUGCCUUGGGCCCCAACUGGAACUGGCUCUACUUCAUCCCUCUUAUCAUCAUCGGAUCUUUUUUUGUCCUGAAUCUGGUGCUGGGAGUCUUGUCUGGGGAAUUUGCCAAAGAGAGGGAGAGGGUGGAAAACCGCAGGGCCUUCAUGAAGCUGAGACGCCAACAGCAGAUUGAGAGAGAACUCAACGGCUACCGGGCCUGGAUCGACAGAGCAGAGGAAGUGAUGCUUGCAGAGGAGAAUAAGACUUCAGGACCUUCAGCCCUCGAUGUGUUAAAGAGAGCCACCACUAUCAAGAGGAGAGGGAUGGACGUGGUGCAUCGAGGGCAACCAGGGGAUGAACAGUAUGGUGACAUCUCCUCUGUGGGCAUCCCCAUGGCCAGAUCAAGUAUCAGGAGCGCCAAGCGGGGUCCAACAGCAUAUUUUCAUCGCAAAGAGCGUCUCCUGCGAAUUUCCAUCCGCCGUGUGGUGAAGACACAAACUUUCUACUGGACAGUGCUGGGCCUUGUGGCUCUCAACACACUGUGUGUGGCAAUUGUUCACCACAAUCAGCCUCUGUGGCUGUCCAACUUCCUCUACUAUGCAGAGUUCCUGUUCCUCGCUCUGUUCCUGACUGAAAUGUUUCUGAAGAUGUACAGCUUGGGGCCGCGUCUCUACUUCCACUCCUCCUUUAAUUGCUUUGACUGCAGUGUAAUUGUUGGCAGCAUCUUUGAAGUGCUGUGGGGGUUCUUCAGGCCCGGCACUUCCUUUGGCAUCAGUGUCCUGCGUGCUCUCCGUCUGCUGAGAAUCUUCAAGAUCACCAAGUACUGGGCGUCUCUGAGAAAUCUGGUCAUCUCUCUGAUGAACUCCAUGAAGUCCAUCAUCUCGCUCAUCUUCCUCCUCUUCCUGUUCAUCGUUGUCUUUGCACUCCUUGGCAUGCAGCUCUUCGGUGGCAGGUUCAUCUUUGAAGACUACACUCCGACAAACUUUGACACCUUCCCUGCAGCCAUCAUGACCGUCUUUCAGAUCUUGACUGGAGAGGACUGGAACGAGGUUAUGUACAACGGUAUUCGCUCUCAAGGAGGAGUGAAGUCUGGCAUGUGGUCCUCUAUCUACUUUAUUGUGCUCACACUAUUUGGAAACUACACUCUGCUGAACGUCUUUUUGGCCAUUGCUGUGGAUAAUCUCGCCAAUGCACAAGAACUUACUAAGGAUGAAGAGGAAGCAGAGGCAGCGUUCAACCAAAAGCACGCUCUCCAGAAGGCAAAGGAGGUCGGACCGUUGUCCUCGUUCAUGUCGUCAGAGAGAGAGAGGAGAAAAAGGAUGACCAUGUCCGUGUGGGAGCAGAGGACCAGCCAGCUGCGGAGACACCGCCAGAUGUCCAGCCGAGAGAUCCUGUUCAACAGCCCGAGCGAGGAGAAGGACGGGCCGCCUGCUUCUGGACGGCCGCUGUCUCUACACCGCAAGGCCAUGGAGCACACCACUUCUGGGAGUUUGAAGCACCUCACAGAUCCCUCAGCCUCACCGAUAAAGAGUAAGGCGUUAGGCUCCUCCAUGUCUGUGGAUGCUGCCCUCUGUGGGGAUAUACCUGAGCCGCCAUUAUCGGUGCUGGUGCCAGAAUCAUUGGAUCCUACAAACGUGCCCCUUCCUGAUGCUUCCAUAUCCGGGGCCAUACCUGAAUCCCUCACAGAUAGUGGAAAACUGGAUGUAAACAAGAGUCACAACACCAUCAGUGAGCGCAGAAGCCCUAGACUGACUGGUGAGCGUCAACACAGGGCAGUAAAGAAGUUUCGACCUCCAGAUAACCUUGACAUGCUGACCCCUGAGAUAGGAGGUCACGGUGGGAUCAGAGGUAGGAGGCCUCACUAUGACCAUCAGACCGGCUCCAGAAGUCAGGGGUCUUCACCCGGGAAUGGAAGCCACUUGGCAAAUCUCCUGCUCAGCAGAGAGAGGAAGGGAAAUCUAGGGAACGAGGAGAAGGAAGCAGAGGUCAAAAAGGAGGAGGGGAAGUCCAUACCCGAGGAGAGCAGACAGGAAGAGAGAAGUGAAGAAGGACACACCGACUCUCCAGAAAACCAGACCCAAACGGGUGAUCUGUGUCCUCAGGCACAGGAAGAACCUCCACAGCAAUCAGAGCCGUCCCCUCCUGCCAUUCCAGAGACAAACAAGGAGGAGGAAGAAACCGACCAGGAGCACAAAAAAUGUCCGCUCAGCUCAAGCGUGAUAAUCGAAAUGGCCAAAGUUCAAUCGUCUCUGGAGCUCUCCACAAUCACAGUCAACAAUAAAGACCCUGAGACCUGUAAGUCAGAGAAGGAAGAAGCAGAGGAGACUGUGAACCCUGUGACUCCAGACAGCAUGUUCAUCUUCAAACCUGAUAACCCGGUGCGUCGAGCAUGUCACUACGUAGUCAACCUCAGGUACUUUGAAAUGUGCAUCCUGCUGGUCAUAGCUGCGAGCAGUAUAGCACUGGCUGCCGAGGACCCUGUAGCCACCUCCUCUGACUGGAAUAAGGUUCUGCGAUAUUUUGAUUAUGUUUUCACUGGAGUCUUCACAUUUGAAAUGGUUAUUAAGAUGAUUGACCAGGGUCUGAUCCUCCAUGAUGGCUCUUACUUCAGAGAUCUGUGGAACAUCCUAGACUUCAUCGUCGUGGUGGGAGCGUUGGUGGCCUUCGCCCUCUCCAAUGUGUUGGGAAACAGCAAAGGACGAGACAUAAAGACCAUCAAAUCUCUGAGAGUGUUACGAGUCCUCAGACCACUCAAGACCAUCAAGAGACUCCCGAAACUCAAGGCAGUGUUUGACUGUGUGGUGACGUCUCUGAAAAAUGUCUUCAACAUCCUGAUCGUCUAUAAGCUUUUUAUGUUCAUCUUUGCUGUCAUCGCCGUGCAGCUCUUCAAGGGGAAGUUUUUCUACUGUACCGACAGCUCCAAGACAACCGAGAAGGACUGCCAGGGUUACUACAUUGACUACGGAAAGGACAAGAAAGAGAUGAAGAGGAGAGACUGGAAGAGACACGAGUUUCACUACGACAACAUCGUCUGGGCUCUGCUCACUCUCUUCACUGUUUCAACAGGAGAGGGCUGGCCUCAGGUUCUGCAGCACUCAGUAGAUGUGACGGAGGAGGACAGAGGUCCGAGCCACGGCAACAGGAUGGAGAUGUCUAUCUUUUACGUCAUCUACUUUGUCGUCUUUCCUUUCUUCUUCGUCAACAUCUUCGUGGCUCUCAUCAUCAUCACCUUCCAGGAACAGGGGGAUAAGAUGAUGGAGGAGUGCAGCCUGGAAAAGAACGAGAGAGCAUGCAUAGACUUUGCCAUCAGUGCGAAGCCCCUGACCCGUUACAUGCCCCAAAACCGGCACACGUUCCAGUACCGCUUGUGGCAUUUCGUGGUGUCGCCCUCUUUUGAGUACACCGUCCUGGCCAUGAUCGCCCUCAACACCAUUGUACUGAUGAUGAAGUAUUACUCUGCCCCGCCGGCAUAUGAGGCUGUACUGAAGCACCUGAACACAGCCUUCACUGUUCUCUUCUCCAUUGAGUGUGUCCUUAAGAUCAUGGCAUUCGGCCUCUUGAACUACUUUCGAGACACGUGGAACAUUUUUGACUUCAUCACUGUUUUGGGGAGCAUCACAGAGAUUGUCGUGGAUUUGCAGUUUGUUGACACGUUCAACAUGAGCUUCUUGAAGCUGUUCCGAGCAGCUCGUCUCAUCAAAUUGCUGAGGCAGGGUUACACCAUCCGGAUCCUGCUGUGGACCUUUGUCCAGUCCUUUAAGGCUUUGCCCUACGUCUGCCUGCUCAUCGCCAUGCUCUUCUUCAUCUAUGCCAUCAUUGGCAUGCAGGUGUUUGGGAACAUAAAGCUGAAUGACAACACACACAUUACCCAGCACAACAACUUCAAGACCUUCUCUGGUGCUCUCAUGCUGCUGUUCAGGAGUGCCACGGGGGAGUCAUGGCAGGAGAUCAUGUUGUCAUGUCUGGGAGGACAGAAGUGUGAGAAAGACCCAGCAGUAACAACGCCUGACCAGGAGGGGGGCUGUGGCUCUGACUUCGCCUAUUUCUACUUUGUCUCAUUCAUCUUCUUCAGCUCUUUCCUGAUGCUGAACCUGUUUGUAGCUGUGAUCAUGGAUAACUUUGAGUAUUUAACGAGAGACUCUUCCAUCUUGGGUCCUCAUCACUUGGAUGAGUUUGUUCGGAUUUGGGGGGAGUAUGACCGUGCCGCCUGUGGUCGUAUCCAUUACACUGACAUGUAUGAGAUGUUGACCAACAUGUCGCCACCUCUAGGCCUGGGCAAGAAAUGCCCCUCCAAGUUGGCAUAUAAGAGACUUGUCCUGAUGAACAUGCCUGUGGAUGAGGACAUGUCCGUUCACUUCACCUCCACCCUCAUGGCCCUCAUUCGCACCGCCUUGGAGGUUAAGAUAGCCAGAGGAGGGGAGGAUAGAAAUCAGAUGGACCUGGACCUGCAGAAGGAGAUUGGUGUGAUUUGGCCUCAUCUCUCUCAGAAGUCAUUGGAGCUGCUGGUUCCCAUUAACAAAGCCAGUGACAUGACCAUUGGGAAGAUCUAUGCCGCCAUGAUGAUCAUGGACUACUACAAGCAGAGCAAGGCCAAGAAGCUGCGACAGCAACUGGAGGAGCAGAAACAUGCACCAAUGUUCCAGCGAAUGGAUGCUUCCUCUCUGCCUCAAGAAAUCCUAUGCAAUGCCAAAGCCCUUUCAUUCCUCAGGCACAGUGCGGGAUCUGCUCUCACCAGAGGAGGUUUUGUGGCUCUCAGUCCAAUUUCUCCACAAGAGAUGUUCCUGCAGCCAAUUUCUCACUCCAGGGAGGAAAGAGAGGAUGAGGAAGAGGAGGAGGAUGAUAGCUAUCGUUCACCCUACCACCCCUACCUCCACCCACAUCACCACCACCAUCAUUUGCACACACUGGUCCCUGAUGUCGUAAAGUAUAACCAAGUGAUGCAGCAGGCCGGGCAGGACCCAACAGAUAUUAAAUCCCCUCAGCGGACAGCUUCUAUCAGAGCAUCCUCCAUGCCCAGACUGGCUGUUGACCCACAGCCUGGGAUGUCAGCAGACAAUAAGCUGAUGAAGCGUUCCUUUUCCACCAUCGGAGACCAGUGCGUGAAUGGUCUCUGGCAGGAGCAGCACUCUCUGGAGAGAGUCAGCCCUGACGACUCGUACAGGCCUCGUCAGAGGAGCUACAGAGGUCCUAGAAUCAACCACAGAGAAACUAGCAUACAUGAAAGGGGACGAUCUAAGGAACGGCGCCACCUUCUGUCUCCUGAUGUGUCACGCUGCAACUCUGAGGAGCGCAGCCGGGAACCAUCACAUGAGAGGAGACAGUCCCGUUCACCGAGCGAAGGACGCAAACACACCUUACAGAGACAGGUGAACACAUCAGGCAGCCCUGCCCAGUCAGCCUCAGAGUCCGGUACUCCUCGUAAUCGGCGUCAGCUGCCACAGACGCCCUCUCGCCCAAGGCCGCACAUCUCCUACUCCCCUCUGUCCUGCCGAGCCAACACCUCUCCCCCACCAGCAAGCUCCUCUGAAGGACAGACCCAACCUCAACAGGGACCUGGUGGCUCCACAGAGACCUCACAGAGGGCUGACAAGGACAUCCCUCAGGAGUCAUCCAGAGGUCAGGUUUCAGGACCGAGCCACCCCUCUCCUCACCGCUACAUCUCAGAGCCCUACCUCCCAUUCCACGGGGACAUCAGUAGUGGAGAAGGAGGGGAUAAGCAGGACACGCUUACUUUUGAGAGUGCUAUGGCAACCAGCCUCGGGCGGGCCAACGCGACAUUCUCCGCCCCUCAGCUUAGACACUCCUGGCAGGUUCCUAACGGGCAUUUCCGGAAGCAAUUUGGCCAGGCGAGUCCGGCUGGAGCUAAAGAGUUGCUGAGUGACACAGACGAGGAUGACCGCUGCUAAAAAAAAAAAAAAAGAAAAAAAAAAACAGAUGGAGAGGAUGCAAAAGAGACUAGGCCCCUCGGGGGAUUUAGCUCCUCUGAGAACUUGUUUUCUCAGCAUCAGUAGCAAAACAUGCAGGACUUUACUGCUAUUUAUCUGAACACUUGGAUGAUUGUCUGCAAAGUUUUUUUGUGUGUUUGUUGUAGCUAAAGGGAAGCUACAUGUGGACUGUGUAGACUUGGGUGCCUGUUUACAUGUGUGUGUUCUCUUAACAGAGACAUUUUGCCAAAUCAAGACAACAGCAGAGACAGACUGGGUUCAAAGUUGAUCACUGCAGGCAAAAACAAGUGUUGCCAAGCCUUUCCAAGUGUGUUUUGAUGAUUGUUAUUUGAACAAAAUAUGAUAAAACAUUGAACCAAGGAGUCGCAACCUCUUGUUGAAUCCAAGAAACUGUUAAAAGUGCGUUUUGUUUAUGUGAACAUAGAGGUAGCAUGUACAAAUGUAAUACAAUGAAUGUAUUUUAGCUUUUAGUUCUAAUGAUCUGGUCUCUUGAGAGGGUUGCUGUUAGUCUUUACUAAGCAUAGUGUUAAAAGUAGCAUUGAAACAGGGGUUGAAUCGGAUUUUAAGAAUUUUCUAGUAGAUAAUUCCACACAGUUCUUGUUUACAAUAAGAGCAUCCACAUAGUUUAAGGGCAUUAUACUGUCAAUAGUCAAUAAAUAAUCAACACAGAAAACCAAGUUGCAGAACUUAAAGUGAGCAAGACCUCUGAUGAUAGUUGAGUAUUUUUGUGUCCAUUGAAAGUAAUGACGACGUACCUUAAAGUGAACCAGCACAGUGCAGGUCUAUGUUGAUUUUGUGUUGUGAAAAAAGAUCAUUUAAGAUGUUGAACAGAUUUCAGAAUAGGUGAUGUUUUGUCUCAGGGGACUGGCCUGUUGGGUUUAUUAUGUAUUUGCUUCUUAAAUCUUCCAAAAACAUGUAAAUCAAAGUGAAGACUUAAAAUAUCUGAAGCAUUAGAAGUGUCUCUUCAACCUUCAGAUCAGUCAAUAUGGUAUUUACAUGAAAAGGUCUUCAUCGACAAACAUCAGCCUGUAGGAAAGACAACUUAAAUGUCCUGAAAUGGAUGUUCAAUCCUCAUACUCGUGUGCUGGUUAGAUGUUGAUGUGGGGCCAGAGAGGUGACUAAAGCCAUUUUCUUACAGAACACAGAGGGAUGUGUCUUCUUCCAGAAGUGUUGCCUUCUUCCAUGUGAUGCAACAUUGAUUAGGACACAGCACAGUAUGGUUUAUCCAUAAACUGUUUUAUAAAGAUAAGCAUCAAUAUUUACAUGACUGAUUGGACGCAUUGUAAAUUCUCCGUCCUGGUUGACAGGCUGCCCUUAUGAAUACCUUGCUUGACUUUACUCUAAAUGGGAUCAUUAUUUACAAAAAAAGUAAGCAAUUGAGGCUGUAAACUUACAAGAAAAUGUAUAUUGAGGUAUUGAUUAAGAUAGAAAUAGGGAGAUUUUCUCAUCUGCUUCCAUUCAUUUGGAUUUCUUUAAGCAACCAGUUGAGUCCCCUGCUGGCCGUUAUAAGAAUGUAGUUGUUAAGCACUUCCACUUCCCUUUUUAAACCAGAGGUGAAGCAUCUUUUUUUACACAGUCUAUGGGUUUGUCCAUAUGUUAUCAGCUACAUUGUGUCUGUCAAAUUGAAGCCUUUCUUUUGGUCAGUAGAAACAUGCAUGAUCAUUUUCAAACAGCAGCCAUUUUUCUUCGAUGUCCAUCUCUGGACUGGAAGCUGAAUUCCUGCUAUAAAAAGAACUGCUAUUGAAAGUUGUAUUAAUUAACCUUACCUGAAAAAAAUCAUCUCUGCAUCUCUUUUCUAUCGAUCAUCGACUUAAAAGACAGUGAAUAGAAAAAUGUGGAGAAAAUCUGGUUAUGGUUCAAGUUCUAAAAAACGUAUUAUAUAACCCAAAGCUAUGAGACAAUAGCUAAUGCUAGCAUUCAGCCACCUACCUAACAUGAGCUAGCUAUUAUUAUCAUUAUUACAGUUAGCGAGGAUGUGGCUGAAAGCUAAUAUGAUUUUUGGUAGUGUACAGUAGAAAAAGGCUUCAGUUCCAAGAUGACAAAAUGGCAGCAGGAAUUUACAUCCCGCAUGCUUAAUGUUUGCUAGUAGCUGGCUGCUAGCUAGCUAGCAAUAACUUUGGUCUAAUGUAGCUGAGGGGUUAUCAAAUAUGUUAUUUAACUUUACAAUAUGACCCAAUGUCCCUCCAGGUUUUCUCUAGAUUAUAUGUUGUCUUUGGAAUUGCUCAUUUAUCAGGGAAGCGAUAAAAUGCUAAUGAUUGACAGAUUAAAUGACAACUUGGACACUGAAUUAUAGUAGCUGGAAACACUGGAAACACUGGUAUACAGCUUUUCACCCUGAGAGAGCUGAAACAGGCUGCUAUGUUAUUAUGGUGAGUUACAGUGUUUUCUGAGCUCCAGAAUUAUGUAUUUUAACCUGCAUGAACAUGAUGUCAGUGAUAAUGAUAGAUGUGUGAGUCAGAUGUGUCUAAAAGCUGCCUAUUUUCCUUUUUUUAAUGUUUCAAUCAUUUUCAAUGGAAUUUAAAAAAGCCCUUUUACCAACACGGUAAUGAUGAAACAGUAGGCAGAGAAAAGUUCAUGUGUUUCAGUCCCAGCAUUCACUAUUAAUAUCUUUUGACAUUUCAACUUUUUCCCUAAUUUUUCCUCCCUAAAUGAGAUGUAUAUCUAAAUCAUGUGCUGUAGUGUUAGUGUAAUCUGUUGAGUUUGACAUGUUUAUAAAAUGUGAACACAGGACAAAUCUAAACAGAGGAUGAACAGGUUAGAAGAGGUAAACCUCCCCCUCUGGAGUCCCAGAAUCAGAAAGUCCUGGACUGAAAUUAAGUUACUUUAGCACAGAAUCCUCCUUUUACACGUGUUGACUGAAGGUUCGAUUGCUGGAGUAUACAGGUCAUGUUUAGGCUCCAGCCUGUAGUUUAUAGAACUGUGCUCAACAAUUACAGAGCAGCCUAGGACUUAACCUUGAUGUCUUUACAGAACAGCCUGAUCUGUGCCUGAGGAAACUCACCCAAAGAGUUCCUUGCCUAGACUGGAUUUCAUAGUUAGAGAAGCUUCCUGGUUCAAAAAAACAAACAGUGAAAAUAAAGUAGUGUUAACUCUACAAAAUAAAUCCUUGUGUCACUUAUUGCACCGAUUAUAUAUUUUUUUUGUUUGAAUCAAGAUGCCUGUCCAUGACUUUAACAAGUGUUUACAUAUCUGUUCAAAGGACCAUUAAAGAGAGCUCACUUGA